This is a messenger RNA of Strongylus vulgaris, 1572 nucleotides long. The record is from the annotation of a GenBank genome assembly. NCBI's taxonomy places the organism in Eukaryota, Metazoa, Nematoda, Chromadorea, Rhabditida, Strongylidae.
AUGACAACAGCUUACAAUUUCCCCGAUUUGAAUAUCUCUCCUAUCAACAUAGAUGACGAAGAUGAAGCAGAUGACAGUUUGCACACUCUUCCUGUGAGUCUUUCAACCUACAUCUACACCAAGUAGGAAGUCUUUAUCGCUAUGGAAAACAGAAUGAGACAGUCGCUGUUUUCUGCUGCUGAGUCCUGCGAUAUUGCUGCAGCCUUGGAUGAAAAUUCGUUUUGCAACAUUUUGGACGGUUGUCGCGUCUGUGUGGAAAUGGGUUGCUGCAAAGAAUCAUCGGAGGAUGUGCGAUCUCGCUUACGUCGCAUGGGUGCAAUAGUCUCACGUCGUUUUACCGGCACAACUACUCACGUUGUGUUCUCCUAUGGCGGUAGCACAGAAAUUCUACAAAGCGUAUUUGCAUCAUCGCGGAGGCCGUUUUUGGUUGAUCCUCAUUGGGUGCAUGAAUGUUUUAACUCUCGAACUCGUGUGUCGGAGGAAUCCUUUUCACUCUACGAAUGUCGGUAUCUCGUGCACACUCUUCGUCGCAGCCUUGACCAGAGAAAUGCAUCAGAGUUGCGAGACAUACUGCAUGAUGGCACCAAUGAACACGGGCACACUAAUCUUACGAAUAUCUCUGAGGAUGUAGAGGUGACGUUCAGCAGAACUAUGAAUGCCUCUGAGCUGUUGAUGAAAUUGGACUUGUUGUCGAAGCGAUUGGAUAAGAUUGGAGUCGCAACAUCGUGUGUAUUGGGAAAUCGCUGCCCUAGCGCAAUGAAAGGAAGACAGCGGAUGCAUCUUCCUUCAAUUCCUGCUCGCAGAAAUGCUCAAAUUGUGGGAGCUCAUUCUACCGUCAAAAUUACCCGUCGCCGUACUCAUAGUGCAUUUCCGCUAGAAUAUCGUGAACCAAUGAAUGACGCUGUGAAAGUGAUCCGAGAGGCAAGAGAGGAGCAAGAUGCUAUAUGUGGGCGUUUGGAGGCGUCGUUUCCUAAGAAUCCUGAUGCUUUUAAAGAGAAUGAAGAACCCAGGGAUACGCAAGCCUAUGAUUUCCCUCAUUUGGCCAAAAAGACAACAAUUCAGAAAUCUAAGUAUUUUACCCAGAAGGCGAAGACUCCGGAGAUAAGGUCUCCUCGAAAGUGUCUCUCGUCUACUGAGAACAGUUCAGAAUUGGGUCUUCUUGGGCUUAAAAGUGGUGCAUAUGCACCUCAGGUGGAAACGGCUUCAUCCAUGAUCAAUCAACUGCAAUCCGCUUCCAGUUCUGCAGAGUUUGUUGGAAAGAAGCAUUCCGCAAGGAUCACGUCUAAGGCUAGAGAUGGAGUCGUUUUUACUGGAUUCGUCAAGGAGAAGGAAAAGGAGUUUCACAAUUAUGUUCGCAACCUGGGACUCAAAGUCCACUCAAAAAUAAGUGGAAGGACAUACUGUGUUGUGAGUGCCAAUGGAGAGAGGACUCUGAACACCAUGCGAGCAGUCAUCAGCGCAAUUCCCGUAGUGAAACCAGAAUGGUUAGAAUUAUGUGCUGACAACAACAGACUCUUACCCAUGGAUAAGUUCGAGCAUAAACGAUGGGCAAAACUAAUCAAGGUAUGUUGA